UGUUAUUUUCGCCGAAACGUUCGUUACCUUUGCCCGCGGUCUUGUCUUUUUUCAGAAAAAAAAAGAAAUACAAAGUGCGUUGGCACUAAAUGCGUUAUCUGAGCAAUCUGCAGUCCCUAUCCAUCCGCUGGUUAAUCGCUCGUGGUCUGCUGUGUGUUGCGUUUGCAAUACCAAGUCGUUCCAGCUCCAGUGUUAGCGUUAACGUUUGUAAACCGUAUCUGCCCCUCACUGGUGGCGGCAGAAAGAUGUGCUCCACUCAAGCUUGUUCUUGGCCAACGAACUAUGAGGCCGGCACCAGCUCCGUUGCUUUUGUCACUACACCAGACAAGGAGUCGGCCAAGAACUUGGCGCGCAGCAUUAUUGAAUUGAAACUGGCGGCAUGUGUUAACAUUGUGCCACAGAUCGAGUCCAUCUAUAUGUGGGAAGGUAAAGUCAACGAGGACAACGAAUACCUGUUGAUGAUUAAAACGCGCACGGAACGCGUUGAUGAUCUCACCAAACAUGUACGCGAAAAUCAUCCUUAUAGUGUGGCAGAGGUCAUAUCGCUUCCCAUAGAGAACGGAAAUACACCGUACCUCAAUUGGAUUGCAUCUACAGUGCCAGCAAAGGGAGAGGAGAACAAAGACUAACCGGCAAAGCAAAAGUUUAAAGGCGAAUUUAAAUAAAUAUAUGCAUAUUUUGUAACCAAAGCA
Molecule: messenger RNA, 692 nt
Organism: Scaptodrosophila lebanonensis
Lineage: Eukaryota; Metazoa; Arthropoda; Insecta; Diptera; Drosophilidae
Product: protein CutA homolog
Exons: 1
Coding region: 90-629 (179 amino acids)
Biological process (GO): response to metal ion
Molecular function (GO): copper ion binding
Source: RefSeq, a predicted model, not a curated record